This is a messenger RNA of Coregonus clupeaformis (lake whitefish), 1775 nucleotides long. RefSeq names its product RNA binding protein fox-1 homolog 1. The record is from RefSeq and is a predicted model, not a curated record. Gene Ontology annotation, biological process: regulation of alternative mRNA splicing, via spliceosome; nervous system development. Gene Ontology annotation, cellular component: nucleus; cytoplasm. Gene Ontology annotation, molecular function: mRNA binding. The coding region runs from base 364 to 1593 and encodes 409 amino acids. The transcript is spliced from 12 exons. Lineage: Eukaryota; Metazoa; Chordata; Actinopteri; Salmoniformes; Salmonidae.
CUCAUUCUCUCAUAGCUCUGUUGUACGCGGGCUGCUUCGGCACGCCAUCUCUUCACACACACACACGCGCGCGCACUGCAGCCAGUGCGCACACACUGACACACACAAACUCUCUUCGUCAGCUUUCCUCUGCACGCGAAGGCUGUCCCACUCAGUGCGCACUCGACAUUACCGUUAUUCUAUUGCGCAAGACACGGGACUGUCCGGGCUCUGAAAAGAAAUCCACACAACAACCCGGUGAACGUUAAACCUCGGCUGACAUCGGUAAAGAAAUAACGGGACCGGGCCCACUGCACUGCAUUUCAGCACGUGGACAGAAACAUACAGACAGACCGGGUUCUGGCAUCGGGACUCACGCGCUGCAUGCAAGCCCUGUACGCCGCCUCCACGCACAGAAUGCAGCAUCCCCUGACCGGAGGAACGUGCGUGGCGAUGCCCAACGUAGACAUGUGUCCUCAACUGUCCCGCGCUGCUCUCACCUUUAUGUACCUCCAGCAGGGUAACCAGGAAGCUCCUCCCCCUCCAGACUCCAUGACUCAGCCGUACCCCUCCGCCCAGUUUGCCCCCCCUCAGAACGGCCUGCCCGCUGAGUACAGCGCCUCCCACCCCCACCCUGCUCCCCCCGACUACACAGGACAGCCCCCCGUCAGUGAACACCCCCUCAACAUGUACCCCACUUCACAGAACCACAGUGAACAGAGUGGACAGGACACCAGCAUACAGACCGUCUCAGCCACAGCCACACAGACGGAGGAGGAGGCUCAGACAGACAGUCAGCAGCAGAGCCAGUCGUCUGACAGUUCUAACAGUAAGACGCAACCCAAGCGGCUCCAUGUCUCCAACAUACCCUUCAGGUUCAGGGACCCAGACCUCAGGCAAAUGUUUGGCCAAUUUGGUAAAAUAUUAGAUGUUGAAAUAAUUUUUAACGAGCGGGGCUCUAAGGGUUUUGGGUUCGUAACUUUCGAGCAUAGUGCGGACGCUGACAGGGCGCGAGAAAAAUUACACGGCACGGUCGUAGAAGGCCGUAAAAUAGAGGUCAACAAUGCAACAGCACGGGUAAUGACCAAUAAGAAGACAGUCAACCCUUAUGCAAACGGGUGGAAGUUGAACCCAGUAGUCGGUGCAGUCUACAGUCCAGAGUUCUAUGCAGUACCGGGCUUCCCCUACCCAGCCAGUGCGGCGGUGGCGGCGGCGGCUUACAGAGGUGCCCAUCUAAGAGGUCGAGGGCGUACGGUCUAUAACACAUUCAGAGCAGCCGCACCCCCACCUAACAUCCCCACGUACGGAGGUGUUGUUUACCAGGAUGGAUUUUAUGGUGCAGAUAUUUAUGGUGGCUACGCUGCCUAUAGAUAUGCACAACCUGCUGCCGCCACAGCUGCUGCGUACAGUGACAGUUAUGGACCAGUAUAUGCUGCGGACCCCUACAACCACCCACUUGCUCCAGCAGCCACAUACAGCAUUGGUGCCAUGAAUUCGUUUGCCCCGUUGGCUGAUGCCAAGAUGAGGAGUCAUGCUGACGAUGUGGGGCUGGUGCUGUCCUCCCUGCAGGCUAGUAUAUACAGGGGAGGUUACAGCCGCUUCGCCCCAUACUAACCUACCAAUCUCCCCACAACCAUACAACAAUCAAUUACUACCCUACCAACCAACCUCCCUACAACCAUACAACAACCAAUCCUUUCUGGCAGGGACACAACCAACCGACCAACCAACCAACCAGUAUGUGAGUGAGACAGAGAGACAGAGAGACAGAGAGACAGAGAGAGAGAGACAUAGAG